CUCCUGUCCUGCCCGACCACGUUCGAACCCUACAGUUCCGCUCCAUUGAAUCAUGCAUAUAAUUUAGGAGAUCGGCAACGCCACACAUCGAGUUUCACCUUACAACUCGACCCAUUCGCAUCCCGACAACACUCCCUACAAAAACCCAUUCGACCCUUCCUCACACCAUCGAACGCGUCGGGCCUCAAACCAACCAUCCAAACUCCCAAACCUACCUCAUAACUCCUACCCUCCUUCAAAAUGUCAUCGCACUACACCACCGAACCCCCGGCCACCGCAUCCGCGACCCUCAACACCACCUUCGGCCCUCUACAAAUCGCCCUCUUCGCAAACCAGACCCCGCUAACGUGCAGAAACUUCCUCCAACACUGCAAGGACAACUACUAUGCCGGCACGAUUUUCCACCGCAUCGAACCCGACUUCAUCAUCCAGGGCGGCGACCCCACGGGCACCGGGUCCGGCGGCACCGCGAUCUACGAGGACCGGGAAUUCGAAUAUGACCAGGACGCGCGCGAUCCCAACGAGAAGGUGGUGCUGCGGGAUGAGCUGCACAGUCGGUUGCGGUUCAAUCGGCGCGGGCUGGUGGGGAUGGCGAAGAGCGAGGACGGCACGUAUGGAAGUCAGUUCUUCAUCACGCUGGCGAAUACGGAGCGCGAGCUGAACGGCCAGUGUACGCUGUUCGGGCGCAUCGAGGGAGACAGUAUAUACAAUGUGGUGAAGAUCGCGGAGGCCGAGAGGGUCGAGGGCACCGAUCGGCCUGUGUACCCUGUUAAAGUGACGUCUUGCGAGGUGGGCGAGUUGGGUCCGCUGGAGGGCAAGAUCAAGGCGCGACAGAUCACGGCGACCGCGACGGCGAAGACGGAUGACAAGCCCGCGCCGAAGAAGAAGAAGAAGGCACCCAAGGGCGGCAAGACGCUGCUGAGCUUUGGUGAUGACGAGGGAGACGUCGACAUGCCCGUGAGACCUGCAAAGCCCAAAUACAACGCCGCUCUGGUCACGGACACGAACCCCCCGACGACCAACGAGUCCUCGAAGCCAGCUCAAGCGACGAAACAGCCACAGUCAGCGCCAACACAGACUCGAAAACGACCCCGAUCCCCAUCCCCCCAGCCAGAGCGCAAAGAGCGAGUCAAGACGCCCGAGCCAGCUGCGCAGCUCCCUCUACCGGACCCUGAAUCUCCAGACCGCUCGCCCUCGCGAUCACGAUCCGAAUCCCCCUCCGAAGCCGAAAAAGAGAAACCGACCAAGCUAUCCCGCACAAAUGCCGCCAUCGAGGACCUCAAAGCCUCCAUGCGCCGCAACGUCCACACCGGGCCCUCCGACGGCGGUCGCAAGAAAUCCGCGCUCGAGGCCAUGAUCCCUGAGACGGCCAUCCGCGGGCGUAAACGCGGCGCAGCCAACGGCUCCCGCAGCAACGCCAACGGCCUCACGGGCUUCAGCAGCUCCGCGGAAGCCGACACGCUCAAGAUCUUCAACGCCUUCAAAGCCAAGCUCGAGAACGCAGACUCCACCCCCUCCAACACCCAACCACCAUCCAACACCCACGCAUCCUCAUCCUCAUCGCAUCCCAAACCCGACUCCUCCGCCCAACAGCCCGACGACGAAGAAGCCCAACUCUGCGACCUGCACUUCAUCGCGAACUGCCAAUCCUGCCAAUCAUGGGACACCGAGGCCGGCGCCGAAGACGCAACCGGCGCGGCGGCCGCCGCAGCAGACGACGAUAAGGGGUGGCUCACGCACGAGCUGCGCUUCGGCAAAGACAUGCUCGGCAAGGACCUGAACUGGAAGCGCGAGCAUCCGGACGACGCGGACUCCUUGAUGGUGAUUGAUCCGCGGGAGCGGGAGAAGGAGUUCGCAGGAGGUCGGAAGAAGGGUCUUCAACGGGAUCGCGAACGAGAGAGGAAGCGUGAGCAGGCGGGUAAUCUGGAGUGGGACAAAGGGAGAAAGUAAUUGCUCUUUUGGACGGUUUAGUUCUUUCUUAUAUGCUACUUGUUUAGGAAAUACUAGUGGCUGUGGAUAUAUACAAG
Aspergillus steynii IBT 23096 is the source of this 2027-nucleotide messenger RNA. It is a transcript of the gene cwc27, whose product is annotated as putative peptidyl-prolyl cis-trans isomerase. Lineage: Eukaryota; Fungi; Ascomycota; Eurotiomycetes; Eurotiales; Aspergillaceae. The record is from RefSeq and is a predicted model, not a curated record. Bases 241 to 1950 code for a protein of 569 amino acids. Gene Ontology annotation, molecular function: peptidyl-prolyl cis-trans isomerase activity. Gene Ontology annotation, biological process: protein peptidyl-prolyl isomerization. The transcript has a single exon. Gene Ontology annotation, cellular component: catalytic step 2 spliceosome.